UGUAAAUAAACAAAUCCGUGCCUACAGGUAGAGUGUUAUUGCAAAAAUGUUAGGUCUCAAAGUGUUUUGAAUGGUUUUCAACAUUUAUAAAAUGUUGACCCCAUCAUUAUGCCGCUGCAAAUAUUAGAAUGACAAAAAAGAAGCCCUCGCCCCAAAAUCGCAUUUGGGAGAAGGAACGUCGCGAUCGGUUGAACCAAACCUUCGACAGUCUGUCGAAGCUGCUGCCAGAGUAUGAGCCAGCCACCCAGCUCAGCAAAAUUGAAAUCCUCCAGCGAACCAUCGAAUACGUGGAGAAGCUAGAGAACAAGAUCAAGGCAUCCCUGGAAGAGCGGGAUGCGCUGUUGAAAAAACAUGUCGAAGAAUUAGAAGAACGUCUGCAAGUGUUGAUCGCCAGGAAUGAGGAUCUUGCAGCAUUGCUGAAGAAAUCCAAUAUAAAUGUUCCUCCGUGCAAAUAUGCAGCGCCUGAGACGAAGGAAGCACCCGAGAAAAAGCGUGCGGAUGUCGCUUUUCAGGAGACAGUUGAAUCACCCAAGAAAUCUUCUAGAAAAAAUUUGGAUGAGGACUCGUCGGAGAAAAAGGCAGAACAGAUCGUCCCCGUUUCAACAGAUUCUGUGAUAAAAAGCACUGCUUCUAGUACUGGAAUUGUUUCGUCUAGAGUAGUCACGAUUUCCUGCGACACAGUUGCGGUAACGUCUGCUGCAGCCUCAAUUGUUGUUGCUAGCCUUCCUAAUACCUGUUUUGUAAUGUCCAACAACCAAAUCCUGGGGACACUGAAGCAGACCAGUGGUGUGAACGUUACCUCGGCGCUGCUUUCAACGCCCAUAAUGGCCACCGGAAUGCUGAUAUCCAACAACGGGAACGUUCUCCAGAUGCCUAUCGUUCCACCUUCGUCCUCGCUACUGAUCGUGAGCAAUGAAGAUGUGCGAGCUAAGGUAUGUAUGAAAAAGACCCGCGCAUCUUCGGCGAAGGACUGUCCGAAGGCUAAAUUGUCUCGCAAAGGGAAAUUUACCAUCAAAUCGAUCGAUAUAAUCCCCGGACGGAUAGUGAAUGGGAAGAUUCCGAUACCACCGCUCAAAAGAACACCGCUGCUCGAGAUGAAGAAUGUGAGGAAAGAGGGACGGAAGAAACGAGUGAAACGGAAGGUGGUUGAACAUGAGGAAAUCGAUCAUUGUGAAUCAAAGAAAGCUAAACUGGAUGAAGGUGGAAAAAUUGUGGAAACCUAUCCUAUUUCGGAAACUGGCUCGGAAUUGAUGUCACAAAAAUCUGUUGAGGUGAAUCAAACUUCAAAAGAUAGUAAUGCAAAUAUCGGAAGUGAAGAAAAUCAAAUCGAGGAUCAAGCAAAUUCUUUAGACAUGAAUCUCAAUCAAGGCGAUUUAUCGGCCGACAUUUUUGCCAAUCUCCAAGUUCCCGACGACGUGUCGGGGAACAACCAAGGAUCACUAUCCCCGACAGCGGCUUAUCUGAUGAAUUUUCCUCUAGUUGCGACAGGAGGAAAGGCCAGUGGAAUUCAUGUUGAUGUGCCUAUUGACGAAGAGGUAGCGGACGACGCAGAAAGCGAUAAAAAGACACAUCCUCCGCAAAGCAAUGACAAUAACCUGUUGCUGGACAAUUUUUCGUCGUAUUUUACGCCGAAUGUCUAUGGCGUUUUAGAUAAUCCAUUGCAGACAAAUUUAGAUACAGUAGUAUCUUCGGUAGUUACUUCGACAAACUUUUCCACAAUCUAUCAGUCUAUAGACAGCAUGUUGGACCAUAAGCCGUCCAAACAAGUGAAUAAUUCCGAUUGUAAAUAUAGCACCACGCCCUUCACUUUCACGUUAACAUCCACCAGCGCAAAGUUCUCAACACAAACGUCUCAUGACUUCAGACAUUCUACGUCAUCUACCUAUUUCUAUGGCACCACAACAACUGCGAAACCGGCUGAUGAUUAUUGCCUUUUGAAAGCACCUAUAGCAAGUGAGUUCACAUUUUCCUUAACAAGUACAACUUCAAGUGCUCCCAAGACCGUUCAAUCGCAAUACACAAACAGCAUCAUUUGCUCGUCGACCAUUACCACACCUUCCUACAGUACAUACGGAUUUAACCCAAAAAAUAACAGCAAAGUGGCAAGUUAUAAUUCCAAUUAUAUUCCUGAAAGCGAAACGCGCACUCCCAAAAAGUAUGACUUUUUGGAAACGGAGAAACCUGCGACCAGUUUUACGUUUUCGUUGACAUCAAGCACGAAUACGCUACCCAAGUACACAUAUCCAUCUAAUGCUAUCACAUCAGCAGCGCCCACUAUCCAACACACAAUAUCUACUCUGACAUCAUCCUGCUCUCAAGUCGAGGAUUGUUUGUAUAAAACAAAUAAACCCGCUAAUCCCGAUUAUAGUCUGUAUAAAACACCUCCAAAGCAAAAAUCGCAUCCGUUCCCAGUUGUUUCAAGUGCACAGUCCACUUUUCAAACCCAUAAUAACGUUCAAUCACAAUCUAAGUAUGACAUCAGUUGGAUGGCAUCACAAGAUCCAAAGCCAAUCACGAACCAAGACUAUGGUCAAGUCGUUCCAACGUUCGAUUUCAACACCACACAAACCCACUCUUAUCAGACAAAUUUCGAUCUGAGUCGAAAAUCGGAUAUAUUCUUCGCCCAUCCAAGUGGCGAAGAUAACCUCGCUUCUUGGUCUCCCAACAAAUUGACCAACAUCCUCAACGAUACGUCAUCGUCAUACUUCCCAUCGACUGCCUCCACUCUACCCAAUCUCAACGGAGACUUGGCAUUGAACAUCAUCCCCAAUUGUCAGUCAGCAUCCGCCAAAAACUCAACUCAACAAAAAGUGCACGAUUCCGGGAGCACAUUCCUUUCGGUGCAGCAAUUGGUCGAUCAACCUCGGAAGAAUACCACCACCAAGAGCUACUCCAACAGUUGCGCUAACUUUACCUCCACCCAGAAACCUCUGAACAAUAACUACUCGGCGGAGGCGCUAAUCGCUGCUCCCAGUAGUAGCUCAACAAAGAAAGAUAAAUACUUCAACGAUGCGAGCUACAAUAACUACAGUGCGUACAACAACGAACAAGCUUCCGGUGGGACUUCCGGCAUCGGCUUCAACUUCGACUACGGCACGGAUUACAACAAAAAUUACAACUACAGCUGUCAGCAAAAUUACAUGCCUUCUCUGAUUGAUAACAGUUACAAUAUAUCCACACUUUCGGCUCCGGUGGUCACAACAACCUCUUCGAUCGCCACCUAUUCCAGCUACGUUAACACACCAUCGGAGAAGAAACAAUCCAGCAGCUACUACCAGAACAUAAGUUACCAAACAAGCCACGCUUCGGACAUUCCGUACUAUGUUCCAUCCAGCGAGAAACGAAACCACAACCACCAGCAGCCUGCAUCGGCUGCACCAACAAACAAAUCCAAGAAACACCACGUUAAACCUGCAUCUUCGAGCGAAUAUAACCCAUCUUUGCCGACCGUUCCAUCUACCAGCUCCAACUAUUUCCCCGCGAUUAUUCCAACACCUUCCGCUAUCACCGAUGACCCGCUCUGUUUCAACACAGCUUUCGGUUUCAACCCAUCCUCAACCGCGGGAAAGAGCUCUGUUCCCUCCAGAAGCUACCAUCAAUCGUACCCAAACUAUUCCUUUGGAAAUGGCAAUCAGCCGGCCUACCCAACUAACAGCAGCAGCAGCAGUCAACCGACUGGUGCAAGCGGCGGCGGCGGUAAUUCGUUGACGAAUUUUAACCUUAGCAGUAUUUGUCCGGAGAUCAACGAGAAGAGUGGUGGUGGUGAUGGCGGCGGUUCUACGACGACGGGAUCCUCGAGACAUGCCAUAGCCGGUGGAGCCUGCUGGUGACGAGGCUAAGCUUGGCUUGCGUUUUUGUAAAAAU
Messenger RNA from Toxorhynchites rutilus septentrionalis, 3864 nucleotides. RefSeq lists its product as uncharacterized. Gene Ontology annotation, molecular function: protein dimerization activity. The coding region runs from base 129 to 3830 and encodes 1233 amino acids. The record is from RefSeq and is a predicted model, not a curated record. The transcript has 4 exons. NCBI's taxonomy places the organism in Eukaryota, Metazoa, Arthropoda, Insecta, Diptera, Culicidae.